Messenger RNA from Zea mays, 1357 nucleotides. RefSeq names its product Chaperone protein dnaJ 6. The transcript has 8 exons. The record is from RefSeq and is a predicted model, not a curated record. The coding region runs from base 187 to 1029 and encodes 280 amino acids. NCBI's taxonomy places the organism in Eukaryota, Viridiplantae, Streptophyta, Magnoliopsida, Poales, Poaceae.
AAACGGGGCGUGCACACUGCAGACUUACAACGGCGGGAAAUUUUCCGCUCGCUCCCGCCGCCGCUCUCCCGUGUAUAUCCCAGUCGCCUGCGACCUCCGUUCCUCUUUCCCAGUCGCCCCCCAGUCCAUCACCACUUCUCCAUUCCUCUUUCCCAGUGCCCCCAGUCCAUCACCACAUCCGUUCAAAUGGGCCGCAACCGCAAGGGCCGCAAGGCUAGGGUUUCGCACGACGCCGACGCCGACGCCGACGCCGAUGGCAGCGAGGAUGAGAGGGCCACCACUGCGGGCAGGAGCCUCUACGAGAUUCUAGGAGUUGAGAAGACCGCUUCUCAACAAGAAAUAAAGAAGGCGUAUCACAAAUUGGCUCUGCGCCUCCACCCAGAUAAGAAUCCUGGGGAUGAGGAAGCCAAAGAGAAGUUUCAGCAGCUGCAGAAGGUUAUAUCCAUUCUUGGAGAUGUAGAGAAAAGAGCUUUAUAUGAUGAGACUGGCAUCACUGAUGAUGAUGCACUGGUGGGAGAAGCUGCAAACAAUCUUCAGGAGUACUUCAGAACAAUGUACAAGAAAGUCACGGAGGCUGACAUUGAAGAAUUUGAAGCUAAAUAUAGAGGGUCAGAUUCUGAGAAAACGGACUUGAAGGAACUCUACACAAAAUAUAAGGGCAACAUGAACAGGCUUUUCUGCGCAAUGAUUUGCUCAGAACCAAAGCUUGAUUCUCACCGCUUCAAGGAUAUAAUUGACGAGGCGAUUGGUGAAGGUGAGCUGAAGUCAACUAAGGUGUAUGAGAAAUGGGCUAAAAAGAUCUCAGGGAUGGAGCCACCAACAAAUCCGCUAGAGAGGAGAGUGAACGCAGGGCUGAGCGGAAAAAACAGUUCAACUCCAUCCUCUCGAACAUCAUGUCCAAGUGUGACUCCAAGGCGAGCAGCUCGGAGCCCACGGAAGAAGAGUUUGAGCAGGCGCAACAGAGGCUGGAGAGCAGAAGGGCCAAGAGGCGCAAGUGAUGCUGCUGCCAGCCUUCUUGCCCUAUGCUGAACAUUGUCUGAAGCUUUUGGUGUGACCUGAUUUUACCAGCAUGCAAGUGAUGUUUCUAAGACCCAGCUCAGUUUGAGCGUGUCAGGGUGGGGUGUGUGUCAUAUCUCUUGUCCUCUCACGAUACACUAUGUCGUAUGGUUAUCGGCUUAUCACCUUGCCGAGAGGGAAGCUCUAUCUGAACUUUUAAUUCCGUAGCAUUUGGCAAGUACUAGUAGAUUGCAAUGUAAUGUUUAUUCUACGGUGAGCUGCCUGCCAGAAGCUGGUCCCACAUGCAAGGGUCCUUAAUUAUUAUCCAGUUUGAGAAUGCAGUUUAUUGAUUCUCGAUGGA